AUGGCGUGCUACUACCUGGUGAUUAGCUCCACGCACCUCAGCAACGGACACCUCCGGAGUAUCAAGGGAGUUUUCCGGGGUCCGCUGUGCGCGAGCGGCGGCGCAGAAUCUCCGGACUAUGCUGAAAAGGAGAAAGCCAUAACUAAAGCUUUGGAGGACCUGAAGGCCAACUUCUAUUGUGAGCUUUGUGACAAACAGUACCACAAGCAUCAAGAGUUUGACAACCACAUCAAUUCAUAUGACCAUGCACACAAACAAAGACUGAAGGAGCUUAAGCAAAGAGAAUUUGCACGCAACGUCUCAUCUAAGAGCUGGAAGGAUGAAAGGAAGCAAGAGAAGGCACUGAAACGCCUCCAUCAAAUUGCCCUGCUCAAGCAGCAAAGGGAUGGUGACAAGGAAAAGAAGACAAAGUUAACAGUUGCAGCCCAAGACCAGCAGCAAGAGAAAAAAAUAAGACUCAAUGGCAGAGACAAAUCAGGAUCCAGGAACAUCCUAUGGCAAGAUCAGAAACACAGCUCUCCCUCCCCAGACUUAACAACCAAAAUCCCUCCAUCUGUGCCAGUGCUUACAAAUCAGUGUUCUCUUCGGGUUAAGUGUUCCUCACUGCUAUCUCAGACCCCAAAAGGUCAUGGGCAUGCUAAGACAGGGAUCUCAUUCUGUUUUUCCAAACGGGCUCACCUGAAGCUGGACUCCUGUGCAUCAGUGUUCACUGAUGGCAUGGAUGAAACUAGUGACCAGCAGGAAGUCCAGAGACAGCAGCAGAAGCUGGCUUUGCAGGGCUUCUUGUCCCAAUCUCCUUCACCCACACGAGAUAACCACCAUGUCCCUCUGGAUACAGUGCCACUGGACACUUCCCCACAGAGGGACCUACAAACAGAUCAGGAAGGUAGUCUGGAGAUGCAGGUGUUGUACUGCACCAUAGAGCCACAGAGGCAAAGUUGUCCUGAUAUACAUGGUCCAGACAUUGGGAGACAACCAGACAGUUCAAAAGAUAGGGCAGCAAAUAAUGGUCAAAAAUUCAGACAAGAAAGGGCCUAUGAGGGACUGAUGGAAAAAAGCAGCCUGAAGAACCCAGGCCCUCCUGCUCACAUAGACGAACAUAACAAUAUGGGUCCUGGCCAACUCAGUGCACAUCAGGACUCAAAACAAGACUUACAAAGAAGUGGCAAACAGGAUGAUUUAAUGACUGAAAACUGUUUAGCUGAUGGUGAUCUAAGCAGCAAAACUUUCUUAAAUGUGCUUGGAAAAGAUGGGACUAAGCUAAAAUGGCCAUGUGAGCUUGUGCAGUACACCUCAGAUGAACCCCGUGUGUCCUACAGCUGCAAUCCACUCUCCUUGAAUUUCAAAUGCACAGAAGGAAAAGAGAAAAGCACAGAGGCAGAGAAGACAGAUGUGUGCACCAUCUCAGAUCAACCCAACGGAGUUGAGGAGAAGACCUCAAAUAUUACAAAAGUUAACUUAGGCAUUUUAAAACCAAAGAAACACAAACAUCGACGGAAAGGAAGAAUUCGUAUAUGUAAAAUAAAUGCUGUUAGGAAAAACCACAUGGCCUGUGCACUCAAUGCCUUCUCCCAGUCACAUGAUGAAGGACAAUUUGAAUUCAACAGCACGCCAGGCAGCAAACUGCACAUCGAAGAGAAUUGCACUGAGAAGAGGCACAAACUCCAUAAUAGAAAGAAAUCACAGAAUAAAACACCACAACUAAACCUGAAAAGUAUCAUUGUAAAUGCUUUUUCUGCCCCACAACGCCGAAGAAGGAAGCGUCAAAGGUUGCCUUCUGCUCUUCGGCUGGCAAAGCGCAAGGCUUUUUUGCAUGCUUCCAUACAGUCACAAGUUGGGAGUGGAGAUAAUUACCAGUGCUGUGGCAACUUCUGCCACUCUAAUGCUAAUGUGGAUGCUAAUAUGACCCCACUCAAGUCCAGCUCAUGGGGUGUCUUAUCAGAAUUGAGACCUGAUGGGGAAUGGCCUGCUUGCCAAUGGGAAAGACACUGUAAUUCUUCUGCAUCAAAUUCUUAUCCUCAGAGGAGAGGAUAUAGCCAGCCUUGCUCUUACAUCAGAAAAUCAAGUUACAGCUUCCCAUGCUAUGGUUACAGACACAUGCCAGACAGCCCAGACAAAGAUGCUGAACCCCAAGAGGAAUACUGGGAUUACAGAGACUCAGAACUCUACAAGGAUAGGAAUUACUAUGGGGUUUGUGACAAACGCUGUAUUAUAAAGCAGAGAUAUGGCAUAAGAAAGCAUAAAAAACACCUCAGGGAGAACAGAUAUAGAGAUUUCCGUAAGCCUGCCACAAAAAGAAUUUGUUUUUAUAGAGUUUAUGAGGAUGGUGAUGAUCCGCAAGACACAGAACGAGAUUGGUGGUGUGAGAGAUCAAGCCCUGGUCCUAGGAGGCAUAAACGAAGAAACAGGUUCUGGUUAAGAUCAGUGGUGAGUCAUGAGAGGGGGAAUAGGCAGUCCAGCCCUAUGUUCAGGCAUAGCUCUGCUUCCUCGAAUACCACUACCGUUUCAGAUAUUGGUGGAGAUUGCAGUUCAUAUAUUAAGCAAUCCUAUUCUGGGCAGACUGAUUUAAAAUGGCAAGCAGAGAGAUCUGCCAGAACUAAGAAUUCUCAUUCAAGAGAACACACCCCAAGAGAAAAGAGUCCAUCACCAACAUCAACAUCUAUUGAUAGAUCAGAGGCAGUGCAAUCAGACACCCAACCUGUUAUUUCUGAUUUCAGAGGAAAGCUGGAACCUGAUGCACAAAAAUCCAAAUCCAGUGAUUUGACAAAGCAGAGCACAUCAACUGAUAAAAAAGUGGCAAAUAGCAGAAUGUGUACUCUUUCACUCCCCUUGAUUGGCAAACUUCCCUCAAUAAAGAAAGGAAUGAGACAGGCAGGAAUGCACAAAGACAAAGGUAACAGUAACAGUUGUGGUAGCGAACUAAAAACAUUUCUAAAUGAUAAAUCAAAACCUGAAUGCCAAGCAGUAUUUGAAACUGCACAUAUAGCCACACAAAAUUCAAACUCAUCACAAGCUUGUUCAGCUUUAACUGAUCAGAGAACUGCAGAACCUUGUGUAAGCUCAGAAACACAGAAAGAUAGGUCCAUGUCUCAUGAAAACUUAAUCAGAGUUCUGGGGAAGACAUCAGACAAAACCCCAAAUAAUCCGCCGAAGAGUUGCUCAAUCCCUUCCUUAACAGAGAAACCUAUAACAUUCACUGAAGAAGAGAUGGACAAGUACAGACUUCUUCAACUUCAGGCUCAGCAGCAUAUGCAGCAGAAAAAUCUCCAAGAGCAACAGGACAUGCCAAGAAGUUCAUUUGUUACUCAAAUGAACCAAUUGCCUAUUCCUGGUCCUGAGCUUUCAAAUCAGACUGUCUCAGCUCCCUGCCUUUCAUACACCAUACAUCAGCAUGGGGCACUUUCAGCUUUCUCUUCCUUCAUAUCCUGUCCUUCAGCCUGCUUGGCAUCCCGCAGUCCCCCAUCUGCCCACCCUUCUCUCCAUUCCACUCUCCCACAGCCCCACUUCACCCCUCUUCCAUUUCCUGCUGUGUUCUAUCAAGCUUCCCCAGUAAUGCUGGCAACACACCCUCUCCAUCUUAUUUCAGCAGCACCCCUCCACCAUGCACAUCCUCACUCUCAUAUUGCUAGCCUAACACUUCACCCUCCACCACCGACCUCAUUGCUCCCCUCUAUGCUUACCCCAGCAGCCAUGGUAGCUGGCCAGAGUCUGCAAAUCCACCCUACACCACAGCCUCUGUUCCCUCAUCAGGAUCUUCAACACCACCCUGGUAUGCCUCACUAG
Neoarius graeffei (lesser salmon catfish) is the source of this 3783-nucleotide messenger RNA. Its product is annotated as zinc finger protein 804B. The record is from RefSeq and is a predicted model, not a curated record. The coding region runs from base 1 to 3783 and encodes 1260 amino acids. The transcript is spliced from 4 exons. Gene Ontology annotation, cellular component: nucleus. Lineage: Eukaryota; Metazoa; Chordata; Actinopteri; Siluriformes; Ariidae.